ACCAUUAUCGCCAAUGCAACAGUUAGUCACCAUCCAACAUUCGUUUAUGAGACAAGUCUUUCCACGGAAGGUGUAGUUUUCGUUGUCAACCCAAUGGAUGUGUUUGGGCCGAAUUGCGAUGCUGACGCCGUGGACAACAAUGCCCGAAUAUUAGCGCAAGAGACAUCGACUUCCAACAUAAUUUCCUCGUCGGUCGUCCACAGCAUAGAGAUUGUUGAUGAUGCGCACUACGAUAUGCGACACGACCGGCGUGGAGUAGCAGUGAUAUUCAAUCAUAAGCAUUUCUUGCACGAACCCGUACGCCAUGGUACGGAAACGGAUUGCAACAACAUCCGGGAAGCGUUGCAAAACUUACAGUUUGAGGUGCGUGUGUAUGAUGAUCUGGAGCGUAGCGAAUUAACUCGAGUGCUCGAUGAGCUGGCAGAAGAGGAUCACAAGAACCGGGACUGUUUGCUGGUGGUGAUAAUGACACACGGUGAGGAUGAUGUGCUGUACGCGAAAGAUCGCACCUUUCGCGUUGAUCGCCUGUGGGAAAACUUCAUCGGAAAAGCCUGUCCGUCGCUGCUGGGCAAGCCGAAGCUAUUUUUCAUACAGGCGUGUCGAGGACACAACACCGACACCGGUGUUCGGCUGGAAAAAUCCAACAAACAGGCGACUCGAACUGAUGCUACAACCGCUGCAAGAGAACUGCCCGCACCAAGCAUACAGCCGGGACGAUCGAAGUCGAUACAGUAUGCCAUACCGUCGAUGGCCGAUUUGUUGGUGAUGUACUCAACCUACAAAGGUCAUUACUCGUGGCGUAAUCCUAGCCGCGGAUCAUGGUUUAUUCAGGCACUUUGUGAUGAGCUACGGAUGCACGGAAACAGUAAGGAGCUGCUGCAUCUGUUGACCGCCGUAUCGCGCAAGGUGGCAUACGAAUUUCAGUCCAACGUUCCCGAUGACAAUAGUUUGAACAGCAAGAAACAAAUGCCCUGCAUUGUGUCAAUGCUUACGAGGCUCGUUUACUUUCCUAAGAAUUAAAGCUGCUGUAUCGCAAAAACUACACAAACAAAAUGUGAAUAAAGCUGCAUUCUGUCUGUUGCGUCCAGCAACAAGCGGACCCAGGAUAGUAA
Messenger RNA from Anopheles stephensi (Asian malaria mosquito), 1112 nucleotides. Its product is annotated as caspase-1-like. The record is from RefSeq and is a predicted model, not a curated record. Gene Ontology annotation, biological process: proteolysis; apoptotic process. The transcript is spliced from 2 exons. The coding region runs from base 94 to 1020 and encodes 308 amino acids. Lineage: Eukaryota; Metazoa; Arthropoda; Insecta; Diptera; Culicidae. Gene Ontology annotation, cellular component: cytoplasm.